Gekko japonicus is the source of this 1304-nucleotide messenger RNA. RefSeq names its product synovial sarcoma translocation gene on chromosome 18-like 2 (gene SS18L2). Gene Ontology annotation, molecular function: transcription coactivator activity. Gene Ontology annotation, cellular component: nucleus. The record is from RefSeq and is a predicted model, not a curated record. Gene Ontology annotation, biological process: positive regulation of transcription by RNA polymerase II. The transcript is spliced from 3 exons. The coding region runs from base 34 to 276 and encodes 80 amino acids. NCBI's taxonomy places the organism in Eukaryota, Metazoa, Chordata, Lepidosauria, Squamata, Gekkonidae.
CGGGGCUCUGGUGGCGUCCGCCACGGGGCAGCCAUGUCGGUGGCUUUCGUGCCGGAGAAGCUGCGGAGCAAAGUGGAGGUGACCCCGGAGACGUUGCAGCGGCUGCUAGAAGAAAAUGAUCAAUUGAUUCGGUGCAUUGUCGAAUAUCAGAAUAAAGGAAGAGCUGCAGAAUGUGUGCAGCACCAACACACUUUGCACAGAAAUCUGAUUUACUUGGCUACUAUUGCUGAGGCAUCUCCAUCUCCUGGUUCAGAGAAGACAGCAGACAGUGUCUGAGCACAAAUGCCUGCCUGGAGAAAGUAUGAAGAAGGGUCUGGAAGAGUCAGCAGUCUAGGAAAUGCCAUGUCUCUGGUGAUAUCCAGCUGAAUUGUGCUGCUUUGUCAGUAAAUAAGCUUUUUGUGCCCCCAGAAAGAAGUGACAGGACACACAGGAUUAACACGAGGCACUGUAUGCUGUCUAAAAGAGUGUGAUAAAAGGUUUGCCAAGUGUGCUUGUUAGAAUGCUAUGCAAAAGUGUUAAGCCCAUUCUAUUAUCUAGUAAGGACCAGGAGAUGUUGCGAUGUAAUAACUUGCUGCUGUUUGAGAGAUAAGAUUUGCCCUACAGACAUUUAGUACAGGGAGCCAUGAAACAGACUAAGAGCAGGCUAGGGCUUACGGUCAAUUUUUCACUCAACCUCUGCUUAUUCAAUACAGUAGCAUAAUUAUGCUGUGCUACCAGUAGAGGGCAACACUGGACUGAAAUAUUUUCCCUUCCCCCUUAUAAAGGCUGUAUUGAUUUUUAGUCUACAUCAUGGGAUCAACAAUAAAACUCUGUGCAAAUCUGAUAUUAUGGCAUUGUAUUCCCCCCCCCCCAGCAGCAUACCUAGGGGGCUCAGUAAUGGUUUUGUAAACAACCCCCCUCCCCCAAUUUAGAAUUCUAGUAACUAUUUAAGGUGGCUGGCACCAUCAUCCUUACAAGAUGGCAAUGAACCAACUUAGCAUAGCCAUGGUCUACAGAGAUAGAACACCCCUGCUUCAGACUACCAGUUGGUUGUUGCUCUCCUAAUACGGUAACACAUGUAUUCUAGGCAAGGCUCUUCCCCCAGGAGCAGAGCUCAUACACAGUCAUUUUAAAGCUGCUAAAUGAUACCUCCAGCAGCAGCUCAUAUAGCAAAGGAGAAAUUGCUCCUUUAUAGAAAGUACUCACAGUUGCUAAAAAUGCUAAGGUGGUUCAGGGAUGCCAUUUACUGCUGCUGCUCUCAAUAAUAGAGAGAGCCAGUUUGGUGUAGUGGUUUAGUGCACGGACUCUAAUCUGGGAGACCCGGG